Hydra vulgaris (swiftwater hydra) is the source of this 999-nucleotide messenger RNA. Its product is annotated as cyclin-C. Gene Ontology annotation, biological process: positive regulation of transcription by RNA polymerase II. Lineage: Eukaryota; Metazoa; Cnidaria; Hydrozoa; Anthoathecata; Hydridae. The record is from RefSeq and is a predicted model, not a curated record. Gene Ontology annotation, molecular function: cyclin-dependent protein serine/threonine kinase regulator activity. Gene Ontology annotation, cellular component: nucleus; mediator complex.
AAUUUUAAAGUUAAUUUUUUCACAAUAGAUUUUUUUUUUUCUAACAAAAAUAAAAAUGGCUGGAAACUUUUGGUUAUCUUCACAUUGUCAGCAGUGGAUGCUAAAUCCAGAAGAACUUUCUGCAGAAAUGCUUCAUGAUUCAAAAUAUCUUACAAGUAAAGAAAUUCGUAAACUUCAUAUUUUUUUUUGUCAUUUUAUACAGACUCUUGGAGAGUGUCUUAAAUUACGUCAACAAGUUAUUGCAACUGCAAUAGUCUAUUUAAAACGUUUUUAUUCGCGUCAUUCUUUAAAAAGUGCUGAUCCACUAUUACUAGCACCGACAUGCCUUUAUGUUGCUUCAAAAGUGGAAGAGUAUGGACCAAUGUCUAAUAGCCGGUUGAUAAGUGCUUGUACCACUGUUUGUAAAUCAAGGUUUAGUUAUGCUUAUCCAUCAGAGUAUCCUUAUCGAAUUAAUCAGAUAUUAGAAUGUGAGUUUUUUUUGCUAGAAGUCAUGGAUUGCUGUCUGAUUGUGUUUCACCCAUACAGGCCUCUUACUAAAUAUGUGGUAGAUAUGGGACAGGAAAGUAGUAUUUUGCCAUUUGCUUGGCGAGUAGUUAAUGACAGUUUACGCAGUGAUGUGUGUUUAUUAUUUCCGCCAUACUUAAUUGCUCUUGCUUCAAUUUAUAUGGCUUGUGUUUUUGAAAAACGGGACUGCCACCAGUGGUUUGCUGAAUUAAACAUAGGAAUUGAUAAAGUGCUUGAAGUUGUCAAGCAUAUAAUAAGUCUUUAUGAAAUCUGGAAAACGUUUGAUGAAAAAAAAGAAAUAUCAGGUUUGUUAGCUAAAAUGCCAAAGCCAAAAUGUCCUCCAGCAUCUCGACCAUCUUCAACAACACCUCUAGCUCACCAGCAUACACCUUCACCUAGUAUGAGAUAAAAAUGUGAAAUAUAAGACCAUUAACAAGUAUUAAUAAAGAAAUGUAAUUUAUUAUAUAUUUAUAAUUGAAUAAAAAGAUUUAUAUA